AUGCCCCCAGCCCCUCCCGACCGCCGCCCCAUUGUCGUCUCCGGCCCCUCGGGCGUCGGCAAGGGCACCCUCUACGGCAUGCUCUUCGACCGCCACCCGGACACCUUCGCCCUCUCCGUCUCCCACACCACCCGCGGCCCGCGCCCCGGCGAGGUCGACGGCGUCCACUACCAUUUUGUCUCCAUGGACGCCUUUGAGGACCUCAUCGCCCGCGACGGCUUCGUCGAGCACGCAAAGUACGGCCGCAACAGAUACGGCACCAGCAAGGCCACCAUUGAGGAGCAGACCAGCAAGGGCAAGGUCGUCGUGCUCGACAUUGAGAUGGAGGGCGUCAAGCAAAUCAAGCAAUCCGGCAUCUCUGCCCGCUACGUCUUCAUCGCCCCGCCAUCCAUCGAAACUCUCGAGCAGCGCCUCCGUGGUCGCGGCACCGAGACGGAACAGAACAUCCAGGAGAGACUCGCCCAGGCCCAGAAGGAGCUCGACUUCUCAAAGACGCCCGGCGUCCACGACAUCAUCAUCGUCAACGACGACCUCGAGUCGGCCUACAAGAAGUUUGAGGACUUCGUCUACAAGCCUCUGGAGUAG
Molecule: messenger RNA, 585 nt
Organism: Trichoderma citrinoviride
Lineage: Eukaryota; Fungi; Ascomycota; Sordariomycetes; Hypocreales; Hypocreaceae
Product: guanylate kinase
Exons: 2
Coding region: 1-585 (194 amino acids)
Biological process (GO): purine nucleotide metabolic process
Cellular component (GO): cytosol
Molecular function (GO): GMP kinase activity
Source: RefSeq, a predicted model, not a curated record